CCUUGCACGAAGCAACCGACGACCCAGUCAGCAACAACUGGGUCUAACUGGCGAUAUCUUCUGAAUAGUCGGGGAAUUCAUUCAGACGCUAUUGCUCAUCCUCUCGGCCUCGUAAGAGCUCGUGUCGGGCUUCCACCAUUCUUUCAUGAUCCCCUAACCAUCAUUUCGGUAUAAUUGACUCGAAAAUAUCUUCUCCUCUUACGCUCGACCAAUCGCACUCAUUAGCUCCUCUACCGAAACAAUGUCUCCUCAAACAAACGGGCAGGGUUCUGUCAACGGCAGCCGAACAGUUCCUAUCUCUAACGGCAAGGCUAGCUGGGCCGAGAAACACAAAGUCGCGGACCACUUCAUUGGCGGUAACCGACUUGAAAACGCAGCUCCAUCAAAAGUUAAGGACUUCGUGGCCGCUCACGAUGGACAUACUGUUAUCACAAAUGUGCUCAUUGCCAAUAACGGUAUUGCUGCCGUCAAAGAAAUUCGCUCGGUCAGGAAAUGGGCCUAUGAAACGUUCGGCGACGAAAGAGCUAUCCAGUUCACCGUCAUGGCUACUCCUGAAGAUUUGGCGGCUAACGCCGAUUAUAUAAGAAUGGCCGACCACUAUGUUGAAGUCCCUGGUGGCACAAAUAACCACAACUACGCCAACGUUGAGCUGAUUGUCGAUGUUGCCGAGCGCAUGAAUGUACACGCCGUAUGGGCAGGAUGGGGACACGCUUCAGAAAACCCAAAGUUGCCCGAGUCGUUAGCCGCGUCUCCCAAGAAAAUUGUCUUCAUUGGCCCCCCAGGAUCCGCCAUGCGCUCCCUCGGUGACAAGAUUUCUUCUACUAUCGUCGCACAGCAUGCCAAGGUACCAUGCAUCCCAUGGUCAGGAACAGGUGUAGAUCAGGUCGAGGUGGAUUCCAAGGGACUGGUCACCGUUGCCGACGAUAUCUAUAUGAAAGGUUGUGUCAACUCAUGGGAAGAGGGUCUUGAGAAGGCUCAGGAGAUUGGCUUCCCCGUCAUGAUCAAGGCUUCCGAAGGUGGUGGUGGUAAGGGUAUUCGUAAAGCCAUGUCGGAGGAAGGGUUUGAGCAGUUAUACAAUGCUGCAGCGAACGAGAUCCCUGGAUCACCUAUCUUCAUUAUGAAGCUAGCUGGAAACGCCCGACAUUUAGAGGUGCAGCUGUUGGCUGAUCAGUACGGAAACAACAUCUCUCUUUUUGGCAGAGAUUGUUCCGUUCAAAGGCGGCAUCAGAAAAUUAUCGAAGAGGCCCCCGUAACCAUCGCCAAACCGCCAACAUUCAAAGGGAUGGAAGAAGCCGCAGUACGACUGGGUCGCCUUGUGGGUUACGUCUCUGCUGGUACGGUUGAAUAUCUAUACUCGCAUGAAGACGACCAGUUCUACUUCUUGGAGCUGAACCCACGUCUUCAGGUCGAGCAUCCCACAACUGAAAUGGUUAGCGGCGUUAAUCUGCCUGUGGCUCAACUUCAGGUUGCUAUGGGUAUCCCUCUUCACCGAAUAAGCGACAUUCGACUGCUCUACGGUGUUGACCCCAAGACUAGCACUGAGAUUGAUUUCGAAUUCAAGGACUCUCAGAGCGAGAAGACACAGCGUCGGCCACAGCCUCGUGGACACUGCACAGCGUGCCGUAUCACUUCCGAAGACCCCGGCGAGGGCUUCAAACCUUCCAAUGGUGUCAUGCACGACCUCAACUUCAGGAGUAGUGCUAAUGUGUGGGGUUACUUCUCUGUCAGUACAUCAUCCAGUAUUCACAGUUUCUCUGACAGUCAAUUUGGUCACAUCUUCGCAUAUGGUGAGAGCCGAGCAACCUCGCGGAAGAACAUGGUUGUCGCACUGAAAGAGCUCAGCAUUCGUGGUGACUUCAGGACAACCGUUGAGUAUCUUAUCAAGCUGCUUGAGACAGAGGCCUUUGAGGAAAACACGAUUACCACAGGCUGGCUAGAUGAGCUGAUUUCCAAGCGAUUGACGGCUGAGCGACCUGACCCCAUCCUGGCGGUCGUUUGUGGUGCUACGACAAAAGCUCACAUCGCCUGUGAAGCAACCAUUAGCGAGUACCGCGCUGGCCUAGAAAGAGGCCAGGUGCCCUCCAAGGAUAUACUCAAGACGGUUUUCCCAAUUGAUUACAUUUAUGAAGGCCAUCGUUACAAAUUCACGGCUACCCGUGCGGCUGUUGACAGCUAUCAUCUAUUCAUCAAUGGAUCAAAAUGCCAAGUCGGUCUUCGACCCUUGAGUGAUGGCGGUCUCCUAAUUUUGAUCAACGGCCGAAGCCACAGCGUUUACUGGAAGGAGGAAGUUGGUGCCACACGUAUCUCUGUGGACGGCAAGACUUGCCUCCUUGAGCAAGAGAACGAUCCCACUCAGUUGCGUACUCCUAGCCCGGGUAAGCUAGUGAAGUACACCGUUGAGAACGGUGAGCACGUUAAAGCUGGUCAAACCUUCGCCGAAGUUGAGGUCAUGAAGAUGUUCAUGCCCCUGAUUGCCCAAGAGGACGGUAUUGUCCAACAGCUCAAGCAGCCAGGAGUCACCAUUGAAGCUGGUGAUAUUUUGGCUGUCCUUGCUCUGGAUGAUCCCUCGCGCGUCAAACAGGCUCAACCUUUCCUUGGCCAGCUGCCGGACCUUGGUCAACCGCAAGUGGGUGGUAACAAGCCCGCUCAGAGAUUCAACCGGCUCUACGCUAUUCUGCAAAACAUCCUCAUGGGCUUUGACAACUCGGUCAUCAUGCAACAAACCUUGAAGGAAAUGGUUGAGGUGCUCAGGGAUCCUGAGCUUCCGUACAGCGAGUGGGCCGCACAUCAUUCUGCUCUUCAUUCAAGAAUGCCGCAGAAGCUUGACGCUACGUUUACCCAAGUUAUUGAGCGAUCUAAGGCUAGAGGAACAGAAUUCCCUGCGAAGGCUCUGGCUAAGACAUUUGCCAAGUUUGUCAGUGACAACCUAUCCCCAGCCGAUGCUGAUACUUUACGGGUCACCCUUGAGCCAUUGUUGAAUGUCCUUAUCAACUAUGCCGAAGGACAGAAGGUCAGAGAACUCAACGCCAUCUCCUCACUCCUCUCCCUCUAUGCCGACGUCGAGUCACUUUUCGCCCACCGUCGUACACAGGAUGAAGACGUCAUCCUCAAACUCCGUGAGGAGCACAAGGAGGACCCUUCAAAGGUCAUUCAGAUCGUCCUCUCUCACAGCCGCGUCGGUUCCAAGAACCACCUAGUGUUGGCUCUAUUGGAUGAGUAUCGCCCAAAUAAGCCAAAUGUCGGCAAUGUCGCCAAGCACUUCAAGCCUGUCCUGCGAAAGAUGGCUGAACUUGACUCCCGAAUGACUGCAAAGGUAUCUCUCAAGGCGAGAGAAAUUCUGAUUCAGUGUGCUCUGCCGUCGCUAGAGGAACGGACAGCCCAAAUGGAGCACAUCCUGCGUUCUGCAGUGGUUGAGAAUAAAUAUGGUGAGACUGGCUGGGAACACCGACAGCCAAAUCUCGAGGUUAUUCAGGAAGUAGUCGACUCCAAGUACACUAUCUUCGACGUAUUGUCAUCAUUCUUCGCUCACGACGACCCAUGGGUUUCGACCGCUGCACUGGAGGUCUACGUUCGUCGGGCCUACCGUGCAUACAAUGUUACCAAGGUUGAGUAUCAUGCUGAUGAGACUGACACAAAUCCUGCUUACAUUUCCUGGGAUUUCUCAUUCCGCAAGUCUGGAAAGAACGAGUUUGAUUUCACCGCUCAGUCAACAAAUCCUUCUGUGCCUGGUACUCCUCACCCCCAAGAAUUCGGGUUCAAUCGCAUUAGCUCUGUUAGUGACAUGAGCUACCUUGACCAUAUUACCGAACCUGAGGCUGUGCGGAAGGGUGUGAUCGUUCCAUGCAGAUACCUGGAUGAUGUCGAAGAAUGUCUACUCAAGGCAUUAGAAACACUUCCCUCUCGAAAGGCCCGCACUCCCAGUGCCGUUCCCGAUCUUGCUGGCAGGCGUAGAGUCCAAAAUGACGAACUCUCCAAUGUUAUCAAUAUUGCCGUUCGGGACUCUGAAAAUGCCGAUGACCAGGAAAUAACUACAAGGAUUCGAGCUCUUGUAGAAGGAUUACGGCCAGAGUUGUACUCACGCCGCCUUCGCCGCUUCACCCUGGUGUGUGGUCGAAACGAUGGUUCAUACCCCCGUUAUUACACAUUCCGUGGUCCGGAGUACCUGGAAGAUAACAGCAUUCGUCACGUCGAGCCUUCUCUAGCUUUCCAGCUUGAGCUCCAGCGUCUCUCCAAAUUCAAGAUCACUCCCGUUUUCACAGAAAACAAGAACAUCCACGUUUACGAGGCUGUUGGAAAGGGAGUUGAAACUGACAAGCGUUACUUCACUCGUGCUGUCAUUCGACCUGGGCGCCUACGGGAUGACAUUCCUACCGCUGAAUACCUUGUUUCCGAGACAGACCGAGUCAUUAAUGAUAUCUUCGACGCACUGGAGAUCAUUGGCAACAACAACUCGGAUCUUAACCACAUGUUCUUGAACUUCUCUCCAGUUUUCCAAUUGAAGCCCGAAGAAGUCCAACACUCCCUGCAAGGCUUCCUGGAUCGAUUUGGACCUCGUGCCUGGCGUCUGCGUGUGUCUCAUGUUGAGAUUCGCAUCAUCUGCACUGAUGCCGAAACAGGCAUGCCGGUCCCUCUGCGUGUCUUGAUCAGCAACACAUCUGGAUAUGUAAUCCAGGUUGAGAUCUACGCUGAGCGGAAGUCCGAGAAGGGUGAAAUGAUCUUCCACUCAAUUGGCGGCAGCAACAAGAUCGGCUCCAUGCAUCUAAUGCCCGUUACCACUCCCUACCCAACCAAGAACUGGCUUCAGCCUAAGCGAUACAAGGCACACCUUAUGGGCACUCAGUAUGUGUACGAUUUCCCAGAGCUCUUCAGACAAGCUGUCGAGAAUAGCUGGAUACGAAUCGUCAAGGAGCAACCCAGCCUUGCGGACAAGAAACCUCAGCACGGUGAAUGCAUUGACUUCAGCGAGUUGGUUCUUGAUGACCAUGACAAACUUGCUGAAGUCUCUCGCGAGCCCGGCACCAACACAUGUGGCAUGGUCGGUUGGGUCAUCAAUGCCCGCACCCCAGAGUAUCCCAAGGGCCGUAAGUUCAUUGUAGUAGCCAACGAUAUCACCUAUAAGAUCGGUUCCUUCGGACCUAAAGAGGACCACUUCUUCAACAAGUGUACCGAGCUAGCUCGUAGCAUGGGAAUUCCCCGCAUCUACCUUUCUGCCAACUCAGGUGCUCGGCUUGGCUUAGCUGAGGAGUUAAUCCCGCACUUCAAGGUUGCUUGGAAUGAUCCUAACAAACAGGAAUCUGGCUUCAAAUACUUAUACCUUGAUGAAGCCACGAAGCAGCGGUUUGAGGACGGCGCGGCCCGUGAUGUUAUUACGGAACCAGUUAGCGAAGACGGCGAGAAGAGACAUAAGAUUGUGGCUAUUGUCGGUGGCGUAGAUGGUCUUGGUGUUGAAUGCUUGAGAGGCUCGGGUCUAAUUGCUGGCGCAACAAGCCGAGCCUACAAUGACAUCUUCACAAUUACACUUAUCACCUGCCGAUCUAUUGGUAUUGGUGCUUACCUUGUUCGUCUCGGCCAACGUGCCAUCCAGAUUGAGGGCCAGCCCAUUAUUCUUACUGGUGCUGGUGCUUUGAACAACCUGCUGGGACGCGAAGUAUAUACUUCUAACCUACAGCUUGGUGGCACCCAGAUCAUGUACCGCAACGGUGUUUCUCACAUGACUGCCAAUGACGACUUCGCUGGUGUUUCAAGGAUUGUAGAGUGGCUGUCGUUCAUUCCUGCCCAGCGCAACCUUCCAGUUCCUAUCACCCCUAGCAUCGAUACUUGGGAUCGCGAUAUUGUGUACACACCACCUAACAAGCAGCCUUAUGACGUCAGAUGGCUCAUUGGCGGUAAGCAGGAUGAGGAUGGCUUCCAGCCCGGUCUAUUUGACAGGAAUUCAUUCGUUGAGACCCUUGGUGGCUGGGCCCGUACUGUUGUCGUUGGCCGUGCUCGUCUCGGUGGUAUUCCGAUGGGUGUCAUCGCCGUCGAGACCCGAACUGUGGAGAACAUCACUCCUGCAGACCCAGCUAACCCCGACUCGGUGGAGCAGGUUACUAAUGAAGCCGGCGGCGUCUGGUACCCCAACUCGGCCUUUAAGACAGCUCAAGCCAUUAAUGACUUCAACCACGGUGAGCAGUUGCCACUGAUGAUCCUCGCCAACUGGAGAGGUUUCUCUGGUGGUCAGCGUGAUAUGUACAACGAGGUCUUGAAGUACGGAUCAUACAUUGUCGAUGCAUUAGUCAAGUAUGAACAGCCCAUCUUUGUAUACAUUCCGCCCUUUGGUGAGCUCCGUGGUGGUUCUUGGGUCGUUGUCGACCCUACAAUCAACCCCAUCGCCAUGGAGAUGUAUGCUGAUGUCGAGUCCCGUGCUGGUGUUCUCGAACCCGAGGGUAUCAUCGGCAUCAAGUACAAGAAAGAGAAGCAGCUCGAAACUAUGGCACGUCUUGACCCGACAUAUGCCGCGCUCAAGAAGCAGGCUGCGGAGAAGGACUUGACCAAGGAUGAGCUUGAGCAUAUCAAGGCUCAGAUGACGGUCCGAGAGAAGCAACUGUUACCCAUCUACGCCCAGAUCAGUAUCCAAUUUGCCGAUCUACACGAUCGUGCCGGGCGCAUGAAGGCCAAAGGUACGAUUCGCGAGGCUAUUGAGUGGAAGAACGCCCGUCGGUUCUUCUACUGGCGUGCCCGUAGACGACUCAAUGAGGAUUACGUUCUCAAGCGCAUGGCUACUGCCACUGGAUCUAAGACGACAGAUUCUAGCAGCACCGGGGCCAUCGAGACACGACAGAAACAUCUACGCCUGCUUGAGGCCUGGUCAGGUAUCACCAACUUCUCUAACGAAGACAGAGAGGUGGUUACAUGGUACGAGGAGAAUGCCAAGACGAUAUCCAACAAGAUGGAGCAGAUGAAGGCUGAGACUGUGUCUCGAAACAUGGCGGAAUUGAUGAGUGGCGACAAGGUUGCGGCUCUUAAGGGUCUCAAGGACUUGCUGCACACGAUACCCGUUGACGAGAGGGAAGAGAUCAUGAGGUACUUGAAGUAAAAGAAAAAGUCCUAUGUGUAAUAAUGAGGUGGCAUGUAUGAAUUAGUUCAACCCGGACAAGGGCGGGAAAGGGGUAACGGAGUGAGUUUUUCUUGAAUUUUUUGUCUUUUGCACGGGCUAGG
Messenger RNA from Xylaria bambusicola, 7197 nucleotides. RefSeq names its product acetyl-CoA carboxylase. The record is from RefSeq and is a predicted model, not a curated record. Gene Ontology annotation, biological process: fatty acid biosynthetic process. Gene Ontology annotation, molecular function: ATP binding; acetyl-CoA carboxylase activity; metal ion binding. The transcript is spliced from 4 exons. Lineage: Eukaryota; Fungi; Ascomycota; Sordariomycetes; Xylariales; Xylariaceae. Bases 242 to 7075 code for a protein of 2277 amino acids.